ACAGAGGCGGUUAGCGAACUCAAGAAUGCUAUCAAGGAAAAAAAUACACAAGCUUUCGCUAACGUUGGGUAAAGACAUCAAACUAUGGGAAGGUCGACAUUUCCCUCGAAGAAGAAAAUGAAAAACUUGAUCUCGUUAAUACAAAAAUAAAUGUUAAUAUUAAGGAGGAGCUUGGUGGUAUGGAACUGCUUCCACUUUCGAAGAUUAGCAAACACUUUUCCUCCCAGCCAGUCGACGAACACAUACAUAUCAUCAUACAGCGUCCUGUUGAAACGAAGGAAGUUCACUGCACCGCAAUGUAUGGGCGUAAGUCAAAAAAGUUUCAGUGGACAGUAACCCGUAGACAAAUAACCUUAUUAGCUUUGAAGUCUCGGCUUCGCACAUGCUUCACAUUUCCGGAUGGGACAGAAGACAAACACAUCGUUAUAAAUCGUGAGUUUGGCAACGAUAAAGAAAUUAUUUGUUUGGCUGAUGAUGAGGAUUUGGCGAGUGUAAUCUGGACUCAGGGAUUUAAGGUGGAUCUCCCAAUCGUCGUGGACACAUCACAACAGCCAUUUUCGUCGUGGACAUUUUCCCAAAUCAAUACGUUAUUUGGAUUAACAGCCGAUAGUUAUAUUGAUCUCCCCAGGUUCGAAGGAGAGUUAGCUAAAACAACCAAUUACGAAAAGAUAUUGGAGCACAUUUUGGAUACAAUGCUAAUAUUUUGUGCAAUUGGAUAAAAGGAUAUUGCUACUAUGGUAUCAUUUGCAAAAUAUAGAAUAUAGGAUGUAAGUGACAAUAACAUUCUUAAAUGGAUUAUGGAUAUGUAGAAGAGCGGGAUACAAGUGUUAACAAGUAACUCCGCAGCAAUUUCAUACAUCAUACCUUUGAACGCGUAAAUGUACAAUUUAAGUUUGACAAAUUAAAUAAAUGUUUUGAUAUUAUUAUAUUUUUUACUACGAGUUGUGGAGCAAGAAAAUGUUAACAGCUUCAUAAAUAGAUUUAAUUGUAAUGGAAGCAUUUGAAAUUACUUGUUUUUUAUUGCUCUUAUUCAAUUUGGUAUAAUAAGUAAUGUUUUA
Molecule: messenger RNA, 1058 nt
Organism: Rhizophagus irregularis DAOM 181602=DAOM 197198
Lineage: Eukaryota; Fungi; Glomeromycota; Glomeromycetes; Glomerales; Glomeraceae
Source: RefSeq, a predicted model, not a curated record